GUGCCAGCAGUUCAUUCUUUCCUUAUGUUUGGGUUAAUUUCGGCAAGGAAACCUUUUGAGCAGAGUUGGGGUGGGGUUGGGGGUCAAAGAUUAGAGCUAUUACUAUUCUAUGUGUAUAAAAGACUUUGGGAGAGAGAAGGGAAGGACGAAAAAAGCUUGUUUUAGUAGUUUGGAGACAAGCUGCAAUUCAGACAGAUUGUAGUAUUUUUUUCCAAUGGCAGUGACGGCACAGUGAGCUAAAGAUUCUGCUAGCCUAAUGAUUAAUAGGUUUUAAAGACUGCAGAUUUUGACUGGAUUCACUACAAUGUCUGAGAAGGAGUCUGUGACUGAAGGCCAGACUGCAGUGCUGAAAAAUUCAGAAAUUGUGCUUGAGAUCAGUGAAAAUAAACAGAUGUCUGGAAAGUUACAAGAAACAGACAGUAUUUGGCACAAAAUGUCUCUCCAACUUAUCCAUCGCCAGCUAAAAGCCUGGGAGAACCUGGUAUUACCCCACUUAGCCCUUCAAUGUCUCCAAAGGACUCUGAACAAACUGCAUCCUUGCAGCAGUCAUUUGUUGUGGUGAUAGCUAUUGAUUUUGGCACCACUUCUAGUGGAUAUGCUUACAGCUUUGCUAGGGACCCUGAAUGCAUUCACAUAAUGAGACGAUGGGAAGGUGGUGACCCUGGUGUAUCCAAUCAGAAGAUGCCUACCACUAUCCUACUAACACCUGAUGGAAAGUACCAUAGCUUUGGUUAUGCAGCCAGAGACUUUUAUCAUGACCUGGAUCCAAAUGAUUCAAAACAGUGGCUGUAUUUUGAGAAAUUCAAAAUGAAGCUCCAUACAACCAGUAAUCUCACAAUUGAAACAGAACUGGAGGCUGCCAAUGGAAAAAAGGUCAAGGCUAUCGAAAUCUUUGCCUGUGCUCUAAUGUUCUUUAAAGACCAUGCAUUACAGGAGCUGAGUGACCAGGGUGGCUCACAAUUUGGAAACCCGGAUAUUAGAUGGGUCAUUACUGUACCAGCUAUAUGGAAGCAACCUGCAAAACAGUUCAUGAGGCAGGCAGCCUACAAGGCUGGUCUUGCAUCUCCUGAUUGUCCAGAACAGUUGAUAAUUGCACUUGAGCCUGAAGCUGCUUCCAUUUACUGCCGGAAACUCCGCCUACAUCAGAUGAUUGAUCUCACUGCCAAGGAGGCUGUCAAUGGUUAUAGUUCCACAGAAACACUUUCAUCUGGAAUAACUCCUGCUAAAGAAUACACACGACGUAAUCGGCAGAGUCGCACCUUUAUGGUGGAAAAUGUCAUAGGAGAAAUCUGGUCAGAAUUGGAGCAAGGUGACCGUUAUAUUGUGGUUGACUGCGGAGGGGGUACUGUAGAUCUCACAGUUCAUGAAGUGAAAAUGCCUGAAGGACACUUGAAAGAACUCUAUAAAGCUUCAGGUGGACCCUUUGGCUCUAUAGGAGUGGACUAUGAAUUUGAAAAACUUCUUUGUAAAAUUUUUGGGGAGGAUUUCAUUGAACAAUUUAAAAUCAAACGUCCAGCGGCUUGGGUAGAUUUAAUGAUUGCAUUUGAGUCACGUAAAAGGGCUGCUGCUCCUGGUAGAAUCAAUCCACUCAACAUCAAUUUGCCAUUUUCAUUCAUCGAUUACUAUAAAAAAUUCAGAGGUCACAGUGUGGAGCAUGCCCUUAGGAAAAGCAGUGUGAAUUUUGUAAAGUGGUCGUCCCAAGGUAUGCUAAGAAUGAACCCAGAUGCUAUGAAUGCUCUAUUUAAACCCACUGUUGACAAUAUCAUCCAACAUCUACUUAAUCUUUUCCAGAAACCCGAAGUUUCAGGUUUGAAGUUUUUGUUUUUGGUGGGUGGAUUCGCUGAGUCACCUUUACUUCAACAGGCCAUUCAAUCAAAUCUUGCCGACAAAUGCCGUGUCAUAAUUCCUCACGAUGUGGGACUUACCAUUCUAAAAGGGGCAGUGCUGUUUGGACUGGACCCCACUAUCAUUAAAGUACGGCGUUCGCCACUGACCUACGGAGUUGGGGUAUUGAAUCGAUUUGUGGAUGGGAAGCACCCAACUGAAAAGCUUCUAGUUAAAGAUGGCACUCGCUGGUGUACUGAUGUGUUUGACAAGUUCAUCACAGCUGACCAGUCUGUGGCUCUUGGAGAGACUGUCAAACGCAGUUACACUCCCGCAAAGCCAUCACAAAUGAUUAUUGUGAUCAAUAUAUACUGUUCUGAAAAUGAUAAUGUUAACUUCAUUACUGAUACCAGUGUAAAGAAGUGUGGCACUCUUCGCCUUGAUCUAACAGGAACUGAUAGUCCAUCACUGCCAGCACGAAGAGAGAUUCAAACGUUAAUGCAGUUUGGAGAUACUGAGAUAAAAGCAAUGGCUAUUGAUAUUGCUACUUCCAAAUGUGUCAAAGCUGGCAUUGAUUUCCUGAAUUACUAAGAUGUCACCAGUCAUCCAAAAAACCCCGUGCCCUAAUUCAUAAUUAUUGAUUAUGUCUAAAACUGGAAGUCAAUUUAUAUUUCAGAUUGGGAAUUUACUGUAAGUGAAAAGAGAGUCUAGCAAUACCAAUCACUUCAGUGCACUACCAGAAUGCCAAGAAAUAUUACCUUAAAUGCCUGAUGUAUGCACAUAGAUGAUUAAAUAUGUAAAGUCAGAAUUUGCUCUUGUUUUAGGGAAAAAAGAGCAACAGCAUAAAGGUGCUUGGAGAAAUGCCACUAUUUAUUCACAGCCUGCUCGCUAAUAUUUAAUUCCUUAAUAUUUAUCAUGCUGAAAUGAAGUAGUGAUGUGGUCAUGCAGUAAUUCAAUCUUAUAUUUACUUUGUUGAGAAUUAAAAUGGUCAAAAAUUGGAAUGUUCAGAACUUUUCCUCUAAAUAAUUAAGCCAGUAAUUAUUUUUAUUAUUGUAUAUACAAUAUUUAAAGUAUUGUACAUACUUUUAUUUCCAGUAUUAAAAGUAUAAAUGUGAAAUAUUUGAUUAUGUUAAAUUUAUUGUAAUAACACUGAGCUGGAAAGCAAAUCCGUGCCUAAUGACAGGUGUUAGAUCUUGAACUGCAGACCUAUGCUUCAUGUAUAACCACAUGUAUCUUUCAACAUUAAAAGCUAUUCCAUUUA
This is a messenger RNA of Rhincodon typus (whale shark), 3085 nucleotides long. RefSeq names its product heat shock protein 12A (gene hspa12a). NCBI's taxonomy places the organism in Eukaryota, Metazoa, Chordata, Chondrichthyes, Orectolobiformes, Rhincodontidae. The transcript is spliced from 13 exons. The record is from RefSeq and is a predicted model, not a curated record. The coding region runs from base 505 to 2415 and encodes 636 amino acids.